Molecule: messenger RNA, 1585 nt
Organism: Thlaspi arvense
Lineage: Eukaryota; Viridiplantae; Streptophyta; Magnoliopsida; Brassicales; Brassicaceae
Source: the annotation of a GenBank genome assembly
UUUACAAUGUGUUGAAAUCGAAUUCAGCGUGUUUUAGUUCCCAAGAUUGUGUCGCUUUGUUCAAGUUGCUUCUGUUGGUAAUAAUUAAAUAGCUAUUAAUCUCUCUCUCUCUCUCUCUCUCUCUCUCUCUCUCGUGGGGGUCUCUUCUUCUUCUAUUUCGUUCGUCAUCGUCUAAAAACACACAGCCGGAGAUGGAAUCAAGACCGACCUCUAUCGUCGGUGUGAAGGAGGACAUGAAAGAGGAGGUUGUGCGACUAGGAGUUGAGCUAUCCCUAAAUGUGGCUCAGUCGAUGUUCUUGUUGUGUGAUGACAUUCGCACUAUGUUAUGGUUUUGUUUUAAAAUACGGAGAGAUGCAAACAUGGUCGCAACUAAUGGCACUCACGUGAUGGAUAGGCUGCUUUGUGUUAUGCAAUAUGUCUACACAAAGUAUAUCAAACCCAAGAAUGGAGCAUAUCGAAUAGAUGGCAACAAUUCGGUCCAAUGGAGAUUGAUCUGGCCGACUCAUCUGAAUUUUGCUCAUGGAUUCGUGUUUUUGGAUCGCCUUGUCCAUGUUCUCCAAUCAGGAGGAACAUGUGGCCGAGAGUUUACGUCCCCUGUUGAACAAGAGGUGAAGAAGAUAGUGGAGACGUUGGGGUGUGCCAAGGGCGAUUCAGAGGCGAAUGGGUUUGCCUGGGAUGAGAUGGAAUCUGACAUUUUGGACAUGUGGAGGUCUCUCUAUGACACAGAAGCUAAGGAAGCAACACCGACUCAAAUUGACUUGUUUCUCCCUCUAUAUCACGAACUGGAGAAGGAAUCAAGAUUGACCUCUAUUGUUCUGCGUCCUAUCCGUCCUUGGGCGGGCUCUAGGACGGUCUCUGGGAAGGAGGACAUGAAAGAUGAGGCUGUGCGACUAGGAGUUGAGCUAUCCCUACAUGUGGCUCAGUCCAUGUUCGUGUUGUGUGAUGACAUUCGCACUAUGUUAUGGUUUUGUUUUAAAUUAUGGAGAGAUGCAAACAUGGGCGCAACUAAUGACACUCACGUGAUGGAUAGGCUGCUUUGUGUCAUGCAUUAUGUCUACACCAAAUAUAUCAAACCCAAGUAUGGAGUAUAUCAAAAUGAUGGCAACAGUUCGGUCCAAGUGGGAUUGAUUUGGCUGACUCAUGGGAAUUUUGCUCAUGGAUUUGUGUUUUUGAAUCGCCUUGUCCAUGUUCUCAGAUCAGGAGGAACAUGUGACCGAGAGUUUACGUCUCUUGUUAAAGAAGAGGUGAAGAAGGUAGAGGAGAAGUUGGGGUGUGCCAAGAGCGUUUCAGAGGCGAAUGGGUUUGCAUGGAAUGAUAUGGAAUCUGACAUUUUGGACAUAUGGAAGUCUCUCUGUGACACAGAAGCUAAGGAAGCAACACCGACUCUGAAAACCAUAAAGACUGACUUGUUUCUCCCAAUAUAUAACGAAGCAUAUCCACCUAAGCGACUAGUUUCUAGGCGAUAAUGAUUUUAGUUAUGUGUUUCCGUUAAUUAUUAUUUAGAGAAAUAUAAUUCUCACCACUUCUGUUAUCUUGUCUAAUACUCUUCUCUUGUCUUACUACAUAAACAUAAGUUAACCAAAUG